This is a messenger RNA of Xiphias gladius (swordfish), 2175 nucleotides long. It is a transcript of the gene dcp2, whose product is annotated as decapping mRNA 2. Gene Ontology annotation, molecular function: RNA binding; 5'-(N(7)-methylguanosine 5'-triphospho)-[mRNA] hydrolase activity; manganese ion binding. Gene Ontology annotation, cellular component: cytoplasm; P-body. Bases 207 to 1421 code for a protein of 404 amino acids. NCBI's taxonomy places the organism in Eukaryota, Metazoa, Chordata, Actinopteri, Istiophoriformes, Xiphiidae. Gene Ontology annotation, biological process: nuclear-transcribed mRNA catabolic process, nonsense-mediated decay; deadenylation-dependent decapping of nuclear-transcribed mRNA. The transcript has 11 exons. The record is from RefSeq and is a predicted model, not a curated record.
CCAUGUGACAUGAACGCAGCACAAACAGUAGACAGGGGUUCUAGACGAAGGAGACGACGAGGAAGCAGCCUAUUUAUGAACUGAUAUGGGUGUUUUGUGUAGACAAUAUAAAGCUGGAGAUGGGGCUGUGAGCGGAGAAAUGCGGGUGUAGCUUUGCUGCUCUUCAGGCUUUUGUCCCCGCUUUACCUGAGAGAGACAGAGUCGGGAUGUUUUCAACCAACAUGGAAACAAAAAGAGUGGAGAUACCCUCCGGCGUACUGGACGACCUCUGCAGCCGGUUCAUCCUGCACAUCCCCAGUGAGGAGAGGGACAAUGCCAUCCGGGUGUGCUUCCAGAUCGAGCUGGCCCACUGGUUCUACCUGGACUUCUGCGUGCAGAACACUCCAGGAGCUCCUCACUGUGGGAUAAGAGACUUUGCCAAAGCUGUUUUCCAUCACUGCCCUUUUCUGUUGCCUCAUGGAGAGGAUGUGCAGAAAGUCCUGGAACAGUGGAAGGAGUACAAGAUGGGUGUACCUACUUAUGGAGCAAUCAUUCUAGAUGAAUCAUUAGAAAAUGUACUGCUUGUUCAGGGCUACCUUGCGAAGUCAGGCUGGGGCUUUCCAAAGGGGAAAGUUAAUGAGGAUGAAGCUCCUCAUGACUGUGCCGUGCGUGAAGUGAUGGAGGAGACAGGCUUUGACAUCAAGAAUCGCAUCUGCAAAGACAUGUACAUAGAGCAGAAAAUCACUGACCAGCUGGUGCGGCUGUACAUUAUACCAGGCGUGUCAAAGGAUACCAAGUUCAAUCCCAAAACAAGGAAAGAGAUCAGGAACAUUGAAUGGUUUCCUAUUGAGAAGCUGCCAUGUCACAGAAAUGACAUGACCCCAAAGUCUAAACUUGGACUUGCCCCCAACAGGUUUUUCAUGGCCAUUCCAUUCAUAAGACCAUUGCGAGAAUGGAUCAACAGGCUGAAAGGCGAGUCAACAGAUAGCGAUGAGGACUUUGCAAACAACAGCAACACUCCAUGCAAACCUUCAGACAACGCUCGGUCAAAAUCCCGCCGCCUCACAGGUACUGAUGCAUUUACUGGGAACGGCUGGACAAAACAUGUGCAGCAGAAGGCUGUGGGCCAGCUGAGCCAGUAUGAGCUGAACCAGAACCCAACCUUGAAGGGCAAUGGGAAAAAAUUUCAGGACUCGCCUUACGUGAAGAAAGGAGCCAGUGACAAUGGAACCAGCAGCCAGCAGGUGAAAACCAUAUUCAAAGAAGAUAAAAGACUUCAACCCAGAAGACUUCAAGACAGUUUUGAGAGAGAUGUAGCUCCAUGCAGCUCCAACGGUCACCAGACAGUCCACAGCAGAGACUGUGAACACCUGCUCUCCUCCACGGCUUUCCUCAACUUCAGAUUUGACAGAGAUGCCAUCAUGAAAUGUUUUGACUACUGACAUCGUGAAGCACUGUGCCUCUCCCGUAAUUUCCAAUUAUGGCCUCUGAGAAUUUUACCUUACAGUCCAGGCAACGGAUGUUGCUGAACAUGCCCCUUUCCUUCUUGCUUUGCUUGUCAUGAGCACACAUUUACAGUGGGGAGUUGCCUAUUUGUGAUUGAACACAUCCAGUAAGCUUCACUGGAGUUGUUUGCCUCUCCAGACCUUUUAGACAGGUGAUUAGACAGAAACAUAACUUUAUCUUUGAAUACCAAAAUUCAUGAUUCAUUCUGCGGGAGACAACACAUUGACUAUAAGGAGAGGAUUGCUCAGGUUAACCAUUUGUCUUUUAAAGGCAAAAGAUCAAAAGUUUUGAGAACAUAAUCAAUUUUAAGCACAUGUGAAGUGACAGUGAAAAGUCUAACAUGCCGGCGUGACAUCUUAGUAAAUUUGGCCAGUGAAUCAAUGUUAGAUUUAUCAUGUCCUGUUGAUUUUUAAGUCGUAAUAAUUUAGUUGUUGAGCAUUUCCUCCAUUCUUCCAGUUGAGUCCUAAAACUGUUUUAGAUGCUGAAGAAAGAUGGGUAUUAACAGUGUUAUUGGCUUGAUGUAUUUAUAGUGUUACUGGCUUUAUUACCAAAAUUAUUUCAGAUUUUAUCCAGGAGUGUAGAAUGUUAUAGAAUAAUGACUUGAGAAAGGAAGAACAAGUGGUCAUAACAACUUUGUCUUCACAAGUUGAAUGUCAUUAAAUUUAUGUGUUACUCUGUUGUAUUGAAGUU